AAUCAUUCAAUAUCCCGACAUUUCCACCGAGAUAUUUUUAUUUUACUAUGAAAGUUGCUGCGAGUUACAUUCCAUUUUCAGAUAAUCAACCUAUCAAAAUAAAAAAGUAAUAAUUAAAAAGUUGGGCCAAAGUUCACCGGAGGUCAUUGAUAUAAUUUGGAACUAUAGAUAAAAAUGCGCCCAAUGUCUACUUUUAGUUUGUUUUAAAAUUAGUAGUUUGAAUUCUGGAUUUGCAAAGUGAUACAUUGAGAAUAUAACACGCAAUAUGUUCCGUUAUUAUUUAAUUGUUAUUUUAAUAACAUGUUCACGUGUAAGCACAACGAAAUUAGUUUUGCCUUCUGUGGAUAAUACCUAUGAACAAGGCGUCCUGGCAUACAGUAACGAACGUUGGUCAAAAUGUAUCGAGUACUUCGAGGAAUCAUUACAUUUGUACAAGCUUUACAAAUCUAUUGUGAACAACUGCAGACUCACGUGCAACUCGCCAGAGUAUAAAUCUAAAAUUAAAGAGAAUAUUGAAGACCUGAAGAUAUACGAAAGGUUUUUUGUAAAAAGGGAUUGCUUGUAUAAGUGCCAGGAAAGUGGAUUCAACGAUAUGCAUAUAAACAGUACUAUUAGAGAUUCAACUAUAUUCAAUUUGGAGAUGAGAAGACCAUAUGAAUAUUUGCAUGUGUGCUAUUUCGAAAUGAAUGCUUUACCCAAAGCCGCUUCUGCUGUAUUCACACACCUCGUAGUAAAUCCAGACAAUGAGCAAAUGCAAAGAAAUCUCAAAUAUUACAUAGAACAGCCUGAAGUCGAUGCAAAUGAAGUGGUUGACCUACAAAGUGAGGACUACACAGUCAUGUACAAAAUGGGCAUACAAGCAUAUAAAAAUAAUAACUGGGGUGAAACUAUAGCAAGUAUGGAAGAAGUUGUGUCAGAUUACAUACUUUGGGAAAACAUGUGUCGUGCAGACUGUGAAAGGCAGCCGGAACAGGAAUCAUCAUCUGAAUUUGUUGUAACAGUGUCUAAUAACAUAGCAUCACUUCUCCACUGUCGGCAACAAUGCCAAGAUAAACUUGCAAUUCUUGGAUAUCAUUCUGGUGUUGGGUUUCUAGCGGAUGUUCUCAAUUAUAUUCAGAUAUCUUAUUAUCGUCUGGACAGGUACAAAGAGGCUGCGAGAACAACAGCAAGCUAUUUAGUACUGUUGCCUAAUGAUUCGGACAUGCUUCAAAAUAAAAUGAUAUACAGUACACUUGUAGCAGAAAAUGCUUUUGAAGAAAGAUCUGACAUUGUCCACUACUCGAAGCGUGAUGAAUAUGAAAAAGAACUUCUGUAUCUUUUUCAUCAGGGAAUCAAUGCUAUUGAUUCUAAUGCCAUAUAAACAGUAUUUUUACUGAUUGAUUAUCUACAAAGUACAAUUUUAACUGCAGUUUGAUUAAUACACUAACUACUCAGUGUACUAUUAUGAUAGUUACAUAAAGUCUUGUUAAUACAAAUAUAU
Messenger RNA from Hyposmocoma kahamanoa, 1480 nucleotides. Its product is annotated as cartilage-associated protein-like. Bases 266 to 1360 code for a protein of 364 amino acids. The transcript has a single exon. Gene Ontology annotation, biological process: collagen fibril organization. Lineage: Eukaryota; Metazoa; Arthropoda; Insecta; Lepidoptera; Cosmopterigidae. Gene Ontology annotation, molecular function: protein binding; collagen binding. Gene Ontology annotation, cellular component: endoplasmic reticulum. The record is from RefSeq and is a predicted model, not a curated record.